Messenger RNA from Microcebus murinus (gray mouse lemur), 15101 nucleotides. It is a transcript of the gene KCNA4, whose product is annotated as potassium voltage-gated channel subfamily A member 4. Gene Ontology annotation, biological process: action potential; potassium ion transmembrane transport; protein homooligomerization. The record is from RefSeq and is a predicted model, not a curated record. Gene Ontology annotation, cellular component: axon; dendritic spine; membrane. Lineage: Eukaryota; Metazoa; Chordata; Mammalia; Primates; Cheirogaleidae. Gene Ontology annotation, molecular function: protein binding; delayed rectifier potassium channel activity; potassium ion binding.
CGCGUCGUGACUGCGCGCAGCCGGGCGCCCCUGGCGACGGCCGGGAACGCCACACCCUCGGCACGGCCCUGGCCCCGCCCCCGCCAGGCGCGUCGCGGCCAGGGGAGGCGUGUGCUGCUCCCGCAGCCAGCGCGAGAGGGAGAGAGGGAUGGAUGUUGGAGGAGGAAUUCGGGCUUAACAAGUGAUCGCUGCUGUCUAGGAUUUUGUUUCUUUUCGGGGGAACCUUGAUUUCCUUUCCCAGGCGAGCCUGCCUGUGCCGAACUCCAGAGGAACCAGGCGUCUUGGGGGUCCUCUCUGGGGCAUCCUCAUCCCCACCCCCAGGCUCCAGCAGCGAGGACUCUGUGCCCCCCGGGCCAGGCAACAGAACUUGUUCCGUGGAUAUUUUGGAGCCUUCACCUGCCAAACCGGAGUGAUUCCUUUUACCACUCCCCCCACACCCAAGAUCAUUCUUCCCCUCCUCCAGCUGUUGAAGCUUGAGGGGGGAAAAACAAACCAGCCUGGGGAAUUUUCUUUAUUUUUGUGUUCCACCCCGCCGGGGAACGGUGAAGUGCUUCUUCUGCAUGAUUUUAGCUGAAGGAUGCUCUGCAUUUCCUCGAUUUCUAUGGAGACUCCAGAGCUGGUUUUGCUUCUGCUGACACCUCAUCUAGCACCUUCUUUACCUCCUAGGGUCUUUGCCUCUGUCUGUAGCCUGGCAUUACCCCUGGGUCCAGGAAGCCUUUGAGAGACUGGAGAAUCAUCCUGACAGACUUUGAGCAGCAAUGGCUGUACAUACUUCAAGCCACAUCUUAACAUGGGUCAAGCCGUCUCUAGAAGGCAAGUGCUAAGACUAAAGGCAUAUUUGCAUUUUAUUUAAAUUUAAUGGACUCAGCUUUGGCGAAUUUCCAUGGCAAAAAAACAUAUUUCAUUUUCUAGGCACAACUGCUGGCUGUCAGACACUGGCUGCCUUUGAAUCUUGCAGCAUCAUCACCAGCUACAUCCCAGACAUAAUUUCCAAAUCUCAACACCUACUCCAAAAUAUAGGUGUCUGGCAGACCCCCAUUCAUUGUUUUCUGACUUGGGUUUGAGAGUGCUAGGCUGUUUAUCUCUGGAGAGCAAUGUUGAAUCCCCGAGAAGAGAGAGCAUGGGGUGUGCUGAUUUAAAAACAGAAAAUGCAAAGUUGGACUGAAAAUAUCCUUAGUCUUCCAAGCAAUCUGCUUAAGGGUUCCAAACUUACCUUAAUUUGGUGAGAAAAGAAGCUGCCCUAUUUUUUCUUUCUUCUUCUUCUACAACUGGAACCAGCCAUUUCCAAAAACUACCGCCAUGGAGGUUGCAAUGGUGAGUGCCGAAAGCUCAGGGUGCAACAGUCACAUGCCUUACGGUUACGCAGCCCAGGCCCGGGCCCGGGAGCGGGAGAGGCUGGCUCACUCACGGGCAGCCGCGGCAGCUGCUGUCGCGGCGGCCACAGCCGCUGUGGAAGGCAGCGGGGGUUCUGGAGGGGGCUCCCACCACCACCACCACUCCCACGACCCUCAGAGCAGCCGGGGCAGUCGGAGGAGGAGGCGACAGCGGCCCGAGAGGAAGAAAUCCCACCACCGGCAGAGCAGCUUCCCUCACUGCUCUGACCUGAUGCCCAGCGGCUCUGAGGAGAAGAUCCUGAGGGAGCUGAGUGAGGAAGAGGAGGAUGAGGAGGAGGAGGAGGAGGAGGAAGAGGAGGGGAGGUUCUACUACAGCGAAGAUGACCAUGGUGAUGAAUGUUCCUACACAGACCUGCUGCCUCAGGAUGAUGGGGGUGGCGGUGGCUACAGUUCCGUCCGCUACAGUGACUGCUGCGAGCGUGUGGUUAUAAACGUGUCAGGCCUACGCUUUGAGACCCAGAUGAAAACUCUGGCCCAGUUUCCAGAGACUCUGUUGGGCGACCCUGAGAAGAGGACUCAGUACUUUGACCCUUUGCGCAACGAGUAUUUUUUUGACAGGAACCGGCCCAGCUUUGAUGCCAUCUUGUAUUAUUACCAGUCGGGAGGCCGCCUGAAGAGGCCUGUCAACGUCCCCUUUGACAUCUUCACCGAGGAGGUGAAGUUCUAUCAGCUGGGGGAGGAGGCCCUGCUCAAGUUUCGGGAGGAUGAGGGCUUUGUGAGAGAGGAGGAGGACAGGGCCCUGCCAGAGAAUGAAUUUAAAAAGCAGAUUUGGCUUCUCUUUGAGUACCCGGAGAGCUCCAGUCCUGCAAGGGGCAUAGCCAUCGUGUCCGUCCUGGUCAUCUUAAUCUCCAUUGUCAUCUUUUGCCUGGAAACCUUGCCUGAGUUUAGGGACGACAGGGAUCUCAUCAUGGCACUGAGUGCCGGCGGGCACAGUGGGUUGUUGAAUGACACCUCAGCACCCCACCCGGAGAACUCAGGGCACACGAUAUUCAACGACCCCUUCUUCAUUGUGGAGACAGUGUGUAUUGUAUGGUUUUCCUUUGAGUUUGUAGUUCGCUGCUUUGCGUGUCCCAGCCAAGCGCUCUUCUUCAAAAACAUCAUGAACAUCAUUGACAUUGUCUCCAUUUUGCCUUACUUCAUCACGCUGGGCACCGACCUGGCCCAGCAGCAGGGGGGUGGCAGUGGCCAGCAGCAGCAGGCCAUGUCCUUUGCCAUCCUCAGGAUCAUUCGACUGGUCCGAGUGUUCCGGAUCUUCAAACUCUCCAGGCACUCCAAGGGCCUUCAGAUCCUGGGCCACACCCUCAGAGCCAGCAUGCGGGAACUGGGCCUCCUAAUCUUCUUCCUCUUCAUCGGGGUCAUCCUCUUUUCCAGCGCUGUGUAUUUCGCAGAGGCGGAUGAACCUACUACCCAUUUCCAAAGCAUCCCAGAUGCAUUUUGGUGGGCUGUGGUGACCAUGACAACUGUGGGCUAUGGGGACAUGAAGCCCAUCACUGUGGGGGGCAAGAUCGUGGGGUCCCUGUGUGCCAUUGCGGGUGUCUUAACCAUUGCUUUGCCAGUGCCAGUGAUUGUCUCUAACUUUAACUAUUUCUACCACAGAGAGACUGAAAAUGAGGAACAGACACAGCUGACACAGAAUGCAGUCAGUUGCCCAUACCUCCCUUCUAAUUUGCUCAAGAAGUUUCGGAGCUCCACUUCUUCUUCCCUGGGGGACAAGUCAGAGUAUCUAGAGAUGGAAGAAGGAGUUAAGGAAUCUCUAUGUGCAAAGGAGGAAAAGUGUCAGGGAAAGGGGGAUGACAGUGAGACAGAUAAAAACAACUGUUCCAACGCAAAGGCUGUGGAGACUGAUGUGUGAAUUGCUUUCUCCACCAUUUCUGCCACUGCACCCCCCAAGCAUCUCCAAAUAUAUUUAUGCAUAGAGAGUGCAGUUAUGAAAAUGAAAUAUGCAAAUGAGUCCAAUGCAUACAGUAGUACGCCACUUAAUGGUUAUACAUGGCAUAAUUGUUACUAAACUUGUAUUACAUAUCAAAUAAAUGAUACAUCUUGGAGAAGAGGGAGGCUUAUAUAGGAGCAAAUCUAUCUUUAUAUUUUUUAUUAGAAUGCAAGAAUUUUGCACAUUGACUGGAAAAGAUAUUAACAGUAAUGAUGGUUCCACGGAGAGAAUGUGUGUGUGUGUGUGUGUGUGUGUGUGUGUGUAAGUGUAAGUAAAUUGUCAACGUUGUUAGUAAUUGUGCAGUGAUGGGAAAAGUUGGCAUUUUUAAGUAUUUACUAUGUAAGAACUAAUGAAUUUGAGCAGUCAUUUAUCAGUGCUUUAAUAGCAUCUCAUAUGUCUUUGGAUUCUGUAGUUGUUUUUUAAAAAUUGUAAGAAUUACUGUGUAGAAAAAAACAAAGUAAAUUAUUUAAUAGAAUAUAGGUCACAAUUUUAUCUUGGAUUUAAUUAAAGUUUAUUUUUAACUGGAAAUUAACUUUUAAAAAGGCUGCAAGGCUUUAGAAAUUGAUUAUAUUUUAUUAUUAAUUUUGGGAAGAUUUGACAGCAAAUGUCUAACAUUAUAGAAGAAAUGAAGUCAGAGAAAAUGUAACAAAUGUUAUUCGCAGGUAAUGGGACUGGAUUUUUUUUUCCUUUGCACUACUUUAUAUGCUGGAGAUUGAAAGAGACUUCAUACUGUGAAUGUUUACUAAUGUAACAGUUCAAUGACAAUCAUUGGAAGAAUGAUUUUUUUAGUCUUAUUUUAUUGUUUUCUUCUUUUCAUUGUGUGAGACUAAUGGCCACACAGAUAACAGCACAUGAUUCUUUCUUCUUUUAAAAUCUAAAUAACUGAUCUACAAAGGGACUAUGAAGUCAAAUUUAGCACCUGAAUCUUUUGAAAUUGGUCUGUUAAAAUGAUGCUUUUGAAACCCUACUAUUUUAAAUAUUCUUCUGCCUUUUAACUCCAGAAUAAUUUAACCAAAGUUAAUGCAUGCACUGAAAGAUUUUGAAGACAUAAGAUACCCAGCAGCUACAGUGAUUAUGGCUUAAGGUUUUUCUAUUAAAUGUACAACAUAAAUCAUGCUAGAUUUAUUAAGUUUUUUUUUGUGCAGCUACAUAAGAACAGAAUAUGGGGAUUCACCUCAGAUUUUAGCAAUCUAUUUGCUAAAUGGAUAUAAGGAAGAAUUGUGUCAAAACAUUUGGUUUCAAUAUCACUAUCAUUAUCAUCUUUAUUAAAAGAAUUUGACACAUAAUUGCAUUUAACUUAUGGCAAGAUGUUCUAGAAUGUGAGGUAACAACUAAUGAUUGGCCUUGCACUGUUAAUUCGUAAUGAGAUACAGGUUAGAAAACUCAGAAUACAUAAGAGGACUUAUUCUCCAAUGUUUUAACUUCUGUUCUUUAUAAAAUGAUUGUCCUGAGCUCUAGAAAAAAUAUGCAUAGACUAUUACUGCACAUAAUGAACUCUGACAACUAUGAACCAAAAACAAACAAACAAACAAACAAAAUGACCUAAAAUAGCCUUUCUCAAGUUUUCCUGUUUUUCGUUUUAACCUAGACCAUCAUUUGGUAAUUAUAUAUAAAUCUUACCUCUCCUUUAAUGUUAUUUGAAAUUCAAAGUAAAUCCAACAUUAGGGUAAAAGUAAAGCUAUACCCUUAUUUCCACCCUUUUCCCACGACUUGUAGAGAAACACUUUUUUAGAACAGUAUUUGUAGAACAAAAAGCAGCAAGUGGAGGCUUUUUUUUUUUUUAAUAUGAGGACCAAAGACCAAAGAUCAAUAGUGGACAAUAGAGAGUGACAAAACAAGAAAAUACCAUCUUAUAAUAAGACUUAAAAGAUGGCAUUUUAACAUAUUUUGGAUUUGGGGCAAAAAUAUAAUAAGCAUUAGACUGGGUGUAAGGCUAUUUGGGCUUGUCACCAUUCAUUUGGAAAAGUCACUUAACACUUCUGCGUCCACAUUUCUUGAUUAAUAAAAAUGAGUGUGCAGAAAGCAUGUUACUUUACAGGGUCAUGGAAAACAAAUGAGAACAUGCAAAAACUCUGAUAUGUUGGGUUCCAUAGAAAUGCCUGAUAUUAUGUCUAAAUUGUUUAAUCUCUUUCUGAGUAAAAAGGAUAUUAAGAACCCAUGAGCAUAUAUCUACUUUAGUAAGAUAUUAUAAAAAUCAUGGGUAAUGUCUUUAACCUUGAGGUCUUUACAAAAAGUUGAUGUGCAAACACAGGAUUGUCUAUCAGUAGAUCUAGGCAUGUCAUGGAAUAAAAACUUGACUCUGAACAAGAUUUCAUGUAUCUUAUGAUAUAGCCAACUGGGUAAGAUUAUGUUUUAAUAUAAUUUAAGGGCUAUCUAGCAUAGGGUGUUUAUUGAACUUUCCAUAAUAGCAAUAGCAAUGAUUUGGCUAUGUUUGAAAACGAAACUGUACUGUAUUUCAUUAUUUAUAUGAUAUUACUUUUUUUUAAAUCUGAAAAGUUAUAUAUAAAAUUAAAUUGAUGAUAUAUAUUCAUAAUUCUGAGAAUUCAGGAAAUAUAGUCAUUUGGGGAUCCUAGGGCUUGCCUUUAUUCCACAUGGGUUUUUUAGGAUAAGAAGGUCAAGUGACAAUCAUGAUUUUUCAAAGCAAGUAUUAGCAGAUUAUCUCUAAACACAUGGUUUUUUUCCCCUUCAAGAUGUAUUUAUUUUAGGGUGUCUGGAUCAUGAUCCUACACUGAGAAGGAAGCUUUUAAGCCCUCAAGACUUGUAUAGGGACACUUCUGUGUGGAACACUUCUCUUAUAGAGAACUUGUGAAGGUAGGACAACCAGUGCAUCUGUGGAUUUAUAGCACUUUUCCAAGUCAAAGCUAGGCAAAGUGCUUUAGAACCAUUUGUGAAAAUUUUAUACAGAGGAAUAUGCUUCCAGGAGCUAUUUGUAACUAAUUUAGGAAACUGUAUCUUCUUAGAGACCACCAUACAUACUUGGUUGGAAGAUAAAAGAGAAGUGACACCCUUUAGAGAUCUGAAUUAGGGGGAUCUGGGAUCCUUUUGUUGCUUUUCAGAUGAUAAUACAUGUUAACAAAAGCACAUUAUUUGAGGGUCAUCCUAAUCAGAGUCUUUUCAAAGGUGGAUGCAUUGUUCUGUCUUGCAAAUGCUUGAAAAGGAAACAGUUAUGCAUAACACUUAUGGGGAAAAGAGGACAAAUAAAUAUAUAUUUUUAAUUUCUGUGAAAGGGAGCUGGUGGGUGCUAGAGAAAUGGCAGCUGGCCGAGGGAGUCAAGAGCGCUGGCUUGUGAAAUGGUGGGCAAAUCAUUUCAUCUCCUUGAAUAUCAGCGUUUUGAUUUUUUUUUUUUUUUUUAGUGUAAAACCAGAAUAUUGGGCUACUUAUCAUCUGGCCCCUUUCAGUACCAAAAUUCUGCUGUGGAGUUGAAGGAAGCAUUAGACUAGCUUGGUAUGUCCUAAGUACCCCUCAAGUUGUACUAGCCUUAAUUUUUGUAUUUAAGUACGAGAGCAAAAUAGUAUAAAAAUCUCACUGUCAGGUUAACUGUAGAACCAAGAGUUUGAGUUAUUUAGAAUGUAAACUAAGCAGAAUGAAUAGGAUGUAUUUUGAAGCUGUUUAUUCUAAUGACUUAUAAAGGGAAAGGAUUCAUUUAGUGAAAACUCCUCAGUUCCCAGUUGAAUACACGUGGUGAAAGUUGGUAAGUAUACAUUUUGAUGUCUUACUUUGUUAUUGUGCAGUCUUCUUGGUAAACAGUAUUUCAGCCUAUCCUGGGGCACUUAUUUUAUGCUUAAGACGCUUGUAGCAUUUCACAAGUGCUACUGCUUUCCUUGUCAUAUUUGUUUUAAACAGGAUCAGUGAAGCUUUGUGAAAAUCUUUUCAUUCAGCACGUGUUGAAAUAGAACCCAUGAUAUGAAUAACAAAUACCUAAGGAAAAUACUCUGGACUAAGAUAUAUAUUUUCCCAUUUUUAAAAAGUCAGCAUUAACCAAUGAAAAAUCAUUUUUAAGUGCAUUGGAAUCACAAACAGUAGCACCUCUACCUUGAAACCGAAAUGGCGUUCUCCACUGUUGUCAAUUUCCAGGAUUUUGAUGCAUCUUUAGCACUAGUACUAGGUAAAGUGGGAAAUACACCUAGAUUCAGUUUACAUUUUUAAGUGAACCUGUGAUGAUGUGCUCAUGUGCAGGAAGCAGAGUGUAAUAUCCCUCUUUAUGUGUGUGUGUGUGUGUUUUUUAAUUGAUACAGUUUAGAAUGAUUACGGGGUGUCAUUCAGUGACAAAAGGGCCUGUUCCAGGAAAUCUUCUUGACCCAAAAGUCAUUCUGAAUUCUGCAAGGGACAUUUGAUGUGGACAAAAGGUACCUCUUGGUUUUCCUGCCUGAAAAGGAACUUGACUGUGAGCACAGGUUCCUUCCAGACUGAUGUAGCCACUGCAUGUUAGAAGGCAAUCCUACAUUCUAGUAUGGAAAUCAGUAUUCCUUUCUGAAAGAAGGUUGAUGGAGUAUAGUUUGUGUUCAGGAUUGAAGGAAGCAGAGCUAUUUUUGCAGUAAAUGGGAAUAUGUACUUCUGAAAAGUAAAUUAAGAUUAGGACUGUGCUAUGAGUUUUAUUUCUGGCUUGGUUUUGUUUCCAUAGCAGUCCCAAUUUCUCACAGUAUAUUCUUCGUAAAAGUAUGCUAAUACGUAUCAGACCAUAUGGCCCAAUUUGAGGUUUAGAAAAUAUGGUCACCUUAUUUAUGGGUGAAUAUAUUAAUCCCAGGGAAUGAGUUGAUUGCUCUGAAAAAUGUGGCACAUAUUUAAUGAGCUGUGGCUCUAAGUGAGACCAAAGCAUCCCCCUUUUAGGCCUGUGGGACCAGAAUAGAUGUCUAAGGCAAAUAGUGUGCUAAAUAUGGAGUCUUGCUGUCAUCUUAGAAAGCAUAUUCCCAGAUUCACUGUGGUGUUGUUGACCUAAUGUUACAUUUUUGAUCCACUUGUUGUCAUUGGUGUCCUGGAAGGUGAAUUUGUAUUCAGAGUACCAGGAGCUAAAUUAUUUUGGUAGUUGAUCCACAGAUAGUCAACUCUUGCUUCCUGAUCUGCAAAUGAUCUGUUUUGCAGAUUAUCUGUGGCUUGUUUUGCAUCUGAGUUUGGCUUUACUCAGACUCAGAACCCCAUUUUUUCCUGGGGUUCAAUAGCCAGUCCAGAAAAGGCAAAAUCAUGAAAAGAGAAAACAAUACAGUGCAAAUAAACAAUAAAAACACCAGAACCAGAAAACCAAGAAAAACCUAACUGAGAAGCCAAGUGUAUGGUUCAAUCUGUCACAUACAUUAGAACUAAAUAUGAAGGAUGUGUUGGUAGCCAUUUUCAUGGCUCCUCACUGUUAGCAGAGGUAACCGGGAGGUGACUAUUGUGAGGGAUGACAUAAAACAGAAAUAAGCUAUUCAACAAAUACACAACAUUUUCUGUGAAAAUGAUAGAAAUGCUGACUCAUCUUAGCAGGGGUAUUAAUAGUAAUUAUUAAGAAUAACUAGUAAAUAUGGAAAACAUGAUGUUUUUUUCCCAGUUAUUGGUAGUAUGUGGAAAUGUACUUGGAUUGUUUUCUCACGAUUCUGUAGGCCAACGGCUGUUUUUAAAGCUGAAAAGCAUGAAGGGAUUUUUAUCUACAACUUCUUAAGUUAUUGGCUAUUGAGGAGCCAGUCACCUCUUACAUUAGUCAAAGCAUUUAAAUAAAUAGUCCCUGUGGAUAUCAACUAAAGCUUUGCCAGUUCUGAGCCAAAGAAUUAUAUUUGUUUCAAAAUAAUUAUAUUAAUAUGUAAUAUAUUCAUAUAUUUACAUAUAUUAUAUAUUUUAUGUUAUGCCUUUAUUUUGGCAGCAAAACGAAUGGUCUGAGGUAUUGAAAGAGACUUCUUGAAGUGAAGUGAAAAUGUAUAAUUCUCAUUAGUAGGCAAAUGCAUGUGUUUGGAGAAAUGAUAAGACUUGAGGAUUAAAAAGCCUUUCUUUACACUUUAGUAUGGAUUUUGUGCCUUAUAAUCACAAUAUUACUAUGGCUAAGCUCUGAGACAGUCCAUGUAGUAAGGGUAUAUAUUUAUAGUUUCAUUCCCAGUAGAAGGAAUUAAUAUUUAUGUUUUAUGGAACAUUGUAAUGUGUUUAUUUUAUUUUUAAUGUACAAUACUUCCAUUACAUAAAGGAUGCAUAUAGCAUGGAAAGUAGACUAUAUGGUAUGCAGCUUUACUUUGUGCUCUCUAGAAAUAGACUUACCAAAAGCCAUUAUUUUUCUGUAUUUUUGUUGUAGGUGUUGUUUGAUGUGACUUCCUUAAUUCUCUCAGGUUCAAUUACAGCAUUAAAAAGUUUCAGGUUAUUGUUUUUGGUGAAUGUUCCAAUAUCUCUUUUAGCCUCUGAGGGCAUUAACAUAAAAAAAAAAACAAUUACAUAGUUGGAAAAUACCAUCUUUUUUGGAGAACAGGGCAUUAUUAUCUGAACUCUCUCCAUGAUAGUAGUCACAUUAGUUAACAUGGAAGGUGCAUUAAGUUCUAUUUAUAAACAUAAUACACUUGUACCUGAAUGGAAUGAUGAUUUUUCCCAAAGAACACUAAUGGUGUUGAUAGCACCUGAGUGAGUCUUUUUUUCUCCUCUCAAUUGGUAGGGAUCAUAAUCCAAAUGAGGCUUUCAUUUGCUAUGAGGCAGAAUAGGAAAUAAUUAAUGAAGGUCCCACUGGACUGAAAUCUAUCGAGAAGGGAUGGAAUCUCUAGGGAAUAUAUUAGGAUUUUUAUUUAUUUAUUUCCUUGCCAUUCCUAGAUGGUGUGCUUGUUGGCAUUCCUGUUGGGGCAAGAUUUUAAUUUUAGGAUGAUUUACCUACUAUUAAAAUGACUUUUGAUUAAAAAAUAAGGAAUUAUAAGUGUUGUACUAUUUUAUUAGGAGUGUCUCAAGUUAAAUAUUUUAAGAAAUUAAUAUGAGAGUUGAAGAUUACAAUAUUUAUUUGGAGAAAGAUUUAUCCAAUAAAUAAUGAUUCAUUUAUUCACAUUUAUUGAGAGGAUAAUGGAAUCUCUAUUUUUCUUUCUUAUGAAUUUUCUACAUUUAUAUUUAAACUGGUGGAUUUCAUAUAAAUAUUACAUCUUCUAGUAAACCAAGUGAAGGGCUUGGGUACAAACUGGUUAGAGGAUUACAAGAUGGUUUGAUAGUCUUUUUUGCAACAUUUGCUUUUGAUCAAUUUAAAAGCUGAUUUCAGUAUGUGUGAUUUACAACAUAGAGAGAUCCCUGUAUAGCAUAUUAGAAUCUGAAUGAUAAAGUAAGAAUGUUAGGAAUAGGUUUUCCUUCUGAGUUCUUAGAAGUGUUCUCAGAGCUUUUGACCCACAUCCUCCAGAUCUGAUCCAGCCAAUGGGAAGUUAGCAAACUGCUUUUUUUCUUGGAGUAGCAACAACAUACAACAGGAUCAGAGCCAACUGGGACUAGUAGGAGUAGAAGGGAGGUAGGCAAGGGGCAAAGAGUUAUGCCCAAAUGAAGCUACUAAUUUGAUAGUAAAUGUAGCUAGAUCAGCUUCAUUUGAUAAUGCUAUUAAUUUUUGUUAACCCAGAGACUGCAGGCGAGUAAAUUGAUCUCUUAGAGUUGACAUAUGUGUAUAUAUUUCCCAAUAUGCUGAUUCCCUUUGUCUUUAGUCUUCGAGGGCAUUCAUGCAUAAACCAUAAAACUGCUACUGAGAAUUAAAGCUGUAUAUCUCAUAAGGAUAAAACUCACCUUCUCCUUUAGUGUAAGGGACUCUUUCACAUCUUUAGGAGAUUACCACUUGGGUACUUUUCUAUUUUAAAGGGUGAGAAUUCUCCCCCUUAUUCUAAUGUAGAAUGUCAUCGUGGUAGUGCAUUAAAACUGAGACAGAAUUAUGCAACCAGUAGAAGCCCUGGGAAUGAAUGUCACUAACACAGAGCUGAAUGAUGUGUUUAUGUUGGUUAUUGCUGGUGUGCAACUCUUAGAGGAAUGGAGAAAUCAUAAAAUUUGUGCAACCUCAUUAAAACUCUGCCAUCAUAUGCUCCUUGCUGAUUUAGCUGCUGCAGCUUUUCAUCCACUGAGGGAAGAAGUGUCAUUUCACUACUAGAAUCCACAUACUUCACAGGUUUCAAGACAGUGUGAGAAACAGUGGAGACAGAAAGGGUUAGAUUAGAUAGAUAAGGAUGAAGCAAGAUACAGUAUUUUAAGGUGUGAAUCAUCUUGUGACACUAGACUAUUUUUACUCACUCAAGGGACUGAGUAGAAUCUUUGGAUAGGAGAGGUUCUGUUCAGGAAUUACCGUUUUGUUUUUGUAUGUCCACGGUAUCCCUGUUAGCGAUCAGUCUAGUCUAGCAGGGGGUAAAUCCUGCAGGCACUACUAAAACAAGCUGAAAAUUAUAUGCUGGAAGCAUUUUUUCCCUCUCAUUUCAGUUAUAAAAAACUGUAGUUGUGUUACGAGCUUUGCAAGAGAGAUGAGAAAAGUCUCGUGACUUUUAAAAUUUGUGUUGCAUCCCUGAAAGGAUUUGGGAAGGAAAUUUAAACUAGAAGAGUUUAAUAGAAGUUCAGACCAAAUAUAAACUAAGUUCAAAGUAAAAUACCCAUUGAUCUCAUUAGUUCCUCUUUCCAGUAUUUCCCCCUCCUCCCCAGUUAUUAAGGUUUUUAUUUAACUGUAGAAAUAGACAUAUAAAAUGCUUGGCUUUGCUACUUUCCCUCCACCCCACCUCAUCCUACUCACUUUUGCUUUGACAAAAGCCCAGAUUAGGGAGGUUUCUGCAGUCCUCUGUUUGCAGAUUUCUCAGGGAGAGAGCUUUUCUCAUGUGAUUCAGGUAGAUUUCUUCCCAUUUUUAUAAAUCAGGUCAUGCCAGUGCAUAUCCAGAAAGCUUCCACAAUCACCUGCAAUGAAAGUCUGUUAUGUUCUGUUAUUAUGCUAUUUUUUGCCUAUUACUGAACAGCUGGGAUUUUAGAAACAGCUGGAUGAUUAGUUGUGUUUUUUUCCAUUUUUCACCCAGAUGCUUUUUUACUGUGUAGAAACAAUUCCAGUGUGGAAUGACCUGGGAGUAUAAUAGCAAAAAUCUGCUCUGAUGCAACUGUUGUUAUUAGGAAUUGAAUCAAGAAAAUUAAGGGCAGUUUUGACUCUUGUUGGCUUUACAAACAUGCUGUUUGAUACAACAUCCUUAUUUCUGUUCCUAGGCAAAGUGGUCGAUUUACCAACUUUUAAAAUGCCUCUUCCAUUAAUCCUUAGGCUACCGAAGCUAUGCUUUGGCUGUUACAUUUAUUUGCUUAAGGGGAAAUGUCUACACACAAUGAGAUAUCACCUGAGUUUUCCAUUCACUGCUGGCAAGAGGAGCUGACAGAGGCAGGCAAGCUACAGUCCUCUCACUCACCAGAGUCUAUUUUUAGGUUGGUCCCUUUGUGACUGACAUCAUCCCUGACUGGAGGGGUUGAAAUUCAGAGAUGAUGAAAUGUUUUAUUAUUGUGAUUUGCAGAUUUAUAAAACUGUAUGAUAUUGUGAAAGUGACACAUUUAAUUCAGGUGCUGUUUGUUGAUUUCUUACCCAGGGCUAAAAUUAGAAUUAAAAAGGGUGCACAGACUUCUUUUUUUUUUUUUUUUCCACCAAUUAUUCUUUCAACAGAUGUGUGUUAAACUUAUGCUAAGUGGCUGGGCUAUGCCGUAUACCCUAUCUCUAAAUAUACUAACAUUUCAGAGGAUCACAGUCCAUGUAGAAGGAUUUUUGAGAUAUGGAAAGAUUCAUUUUUCUAAAUGGCAGGAUUUUUGUUUAUUGUUACUAUUGCUUUUUUCCCCCUCAGAAUCUAUAUGUGUGGCUAGGUUUAGUUUCUCCUUGGAGAGUGAAUUUGCCAGGCUCUCAUGCUUUAAUAAUACUUUUAAUAAAUUCUAUCUUGUUUCUGUGAUUUGUUUUCUGUAAUAGCUUCUGCAUAUACUGCAUAAUAAAUGGGUCCGAAUCUAACUUGCCAAUUUUUUUUUAUGAUUCUUGCAUGAGCAAGAACAAUAGUAGUGUUUUCAAAUAGCAGAGGUGAUUAUAGAAAUAGUAUUUAGUCCUUUUAAUCCACAGAAUUUAUAUUUCUUAUAUUCAAUAGCCUAUAAUUAAAUUGAAUCAGACAAAGAGAAGCAAAUUUAACUGAAAUAUUAAAUAUCUAUGAAGCAGCAAACAAUAAUCAUUUUUUUAAAUUGCAAAGUAGUUUUCUAGGACCAUGGUUAUUCUUUCCCAACAAAAACAUUUUUUUAAAAUACCCAUCUAUAUUUUCCUGUUUGGGAAAGGUGUGAGUGCCAUUGAUAGUGCUUUUACACAUUCUAGCUUGAAUAAAGAACUGCCUGAAUUUCUUUCUUGGAUAAAUGUAACAACAAAAAAAAAAAGGUGGUUCUUUUUGUGGAUAUUUCUACCUAGGCAAGCCAAAUGGAACUGCAUCAACUACAUGGGUACGUCAGAGGAAUUGAGGCAAACUUUAGAGAUUUUUCUAAAGUGUCUUCUGUCUGUACUGAUCCGAUUCAACAGAUGUUUGCUCAGGUUUCCAUUUGCUUUUAAGACGAAGUCUGAUACCUAUGUCUUGGAGUUAAGGCUUUAACAUUUGCAGUGCAGUUGUAAUAACAUUUUCAGCUCUCUCCAACUAGCUUUAAUUUCUUAAGAACAACUCAGACUUCCCCUAUGAAAUAUAUCUUAAGAUCUACCUUGUUUGUUUCCUGAGUGUUUCAGAAUUUACAUUAGAGUCCCUGGCUUUUAGUCUUCAUUCAAGCCAAACCACCAUUAUCUUUAAUUGAAGCUGCGCCUAGUGGAAGCCAAAAACAUUGGUGGAGUCAGUGAAAAAAAACAAAAUAAAUAAAUAAAUAAAUAAAAAAAGCCAAGUUGCUUGUCUGGUAUUAUGAAGUCUUUGAUUCAAUUCUGCUUCAUUAAAGCCAUAAAAAAAACACAUCUGGAUUCUCUUUAAAUUUGGGCAUUUUUCAAUUGCUAUCUAUUCUGUCAGGGAAAUAUUUUUAAUUGUAAAACCAUUAUCUUGUGGGAUUUCUGGUUUUUACUUUAGCAAAGUGCAACUAUUCCUUGUGCCUUAGAAAUAUGACAUUCUGCAGAUUAAAAUGCAAAUGAAAUCAUGCUUUAUCUGAUUUCUUAAUUUUUCCUUCACAAUUUUCCAUGAAAGUAUUUGCAAACUUGAAAAGGUAUGUUAGCCUUUAUCAGCUGAUGCAUAGUUAAUAUUUGAAGAUUUUUAGACAAAUAACUGAGUGGCUUAUUAUUACUGUAUGAAGGAGGAAAAGACUUACAAUUUUUUUUACACAUUGGAAAUCGAAGAUGGAAGGGCAUAUAUUUAUUUACCAUUUCUUAAAGAGACUAAAAGUAAUGGAUAUCAAAAUGUUCUGUGUGGUUCAUUCAGAAGUCCUUUAAUGGAAGGGUACAAAGCCUCCCAAUAGGAGGAAUAAAUCUGAUGAGUUUUUUUUUUUUUUUUUGAGAUCAAUUGCACAGCAUGGUGAAUGUAGUGAAUAAUUGAGUACUGUACAUUUUAGUAUGCCUAAGAGAGUAAAUUGCAAAUAUUCUCAUCACAAAAAUGUUAACUAUUUGAGGUGAUAGAUAGGUUAAUUAGCUUGAUUUAAUUAUUCCACAUUGUAUUAAAGAGAUAUAAUACUACAUUAUACCUCAUAAAUAUAUACAACUCUAAUUUGUCAAUAUAUAAUUAAAAAGCAGAAUUUUCUACACAUAAACAGAAACUGUAACUUAGAAAUAUGAUAUUACAUUAAGUAGAUUAUAUUUCUGAGAUUUUAAAUAAAUUUAUAUCAUAUAAAGUUACCCCUUUUUAGGCCCUAUUCUUUUUCUUUUUUUUUUUUUUGUAGCAUAC